UUUUUCACUGUCACUCAAUCGAUCCGUCACAACAAAAUUGUAGCUGUAUUUUUACGAGAAAAUUGUGAUUCAAAUUAUUCUAGAUAGAAAAUUUCUUUUUUGUUGAUCAAAAUUGUAAUAUUUACUAAAUUGUUCAUAAUUUGGAAAAAUGGGAAGUAUAGAGGAAGCGUGCAUCACCGGAUUCCUGUGCCGGUUGUGCUCCCAGAUCCAUCGUUCAGUGAUUUUCAUUUACGGUGCCGAAGGAGACAAGCAUAAGCUGGAACAGAAAAUCAACAACUAUCUUCCCGUAAAGAUUGCUCCAUCCGAUCCUCUCCCGAAGACCGUUUGCGAAGGAUGUAUGAAUAAGGUGAUUCAACAUCAUGGAAUGAUUCGAAAAAUCGCCGAAACACAGAAAAAGUUCAAAAAAUUGCAAGAAGAAGAGAUGUUGCUUCAACAGCAACGAAACAGGAACAACCAGAGCGCUCAAUCAUCCAACCAGAACCAAGCCACCAGCGCAUCCUCCACGGCAAGUGCAAGUAACAGCCGCACUAACGGUAUCGGCAAUAGCGCAAGCUCUCAAAUAGCACCGUCUGAGCGAACAUCAGGCAGCACCUCUACGGGAUCAGUCUCAAUUAUCACCCCUAGUUUAAACCGUAGGAUAACUCGCCAAACCCUUCGGAUCCACCAGCAAUUGCAUAAUGACAUAAAUAACUACAUCGAAACAAUGGAUAGCAGUUCACCUUCGUCGGACGAUGAUAGCGAUAGUGACAGCGGAGACGGUAAUUAGAUGUAUCUAUUAACAGUAACAACAAUGUUUCAUUUUAAUGUCCUUCCGCCACCGCUGCCGCGUUGGACGAGUUGCAGUAGUAUGCAUUGCUAACUAUCCAAGUGGGUUCAAGGACGGUCAGAAGUGAACAAUAGUCGUACGUACACCACAUACAAGCAGAUAUAGCAUUGAAUGUCUGUCUGUCGGUGCAUACACUUUGGCACACAUGACGAUUUUAGAGAGUAGGAAGGCUGUAUUACUAUUGUCGGUAUAGAUAUGAAUCCACUGAGCUCCACUGUCCAUCCUUCGUUCGUAAGGCAGGAUAGAUGGACUGCUAGCUAUCGUAUAUUGCGAUUAUGUUCUGUACUCCUAAUUGAACUGAAGUGUAAUAAUAAUAAAUUAUGAAUAAAGUA
Armigeres subalbatus is the source of this 1158-nucleotide messenger RNA. RefSeq lists its product as uncharacterized. Gene Ontology annotation, molecular function: zinc ion binding. The coding region runs from base 149 to 766 and encodes 205 amino acids. The record is from RefSeq and is a predicted model, not a curated record. NCBI's taxonomy places the organism in Eukaryota, Metazoa, Arthropoda, Insecta, Diptera, Culicidae. The transcript has 2 exons. Gene Ontology annotation, cellular component: nucleus.